AUGGAAGUGUUUUUGCGCCGCGCCGCGAGUGCCGAGCGCGCCGCACGCUACGUACAAGGAGUCGCUCUCCGCCACGUCCCCGCACCACUGCGAUAUAUAUACAAGCCAGCGGCGCGGUUGAAUAUCACCGAUGUAUUACAUACAGUGAGCCAGCACGGAAUGGCAAUGAACGCGAUUGAUAAUGAACUCUAUGAAGAUUGUUCCAAGUGUCUUUUUCGUGGUGUUUUGCUAGACGAGGCGGACGAGCGGGUCACGACUGAGGCGCACGCGCGUUCG
Iphiclides podalirius (scarce swallowtail) is the source of this 276-nucleotide messenger RNA. The record is from the annotation of a GenBank genome assembly. NCBI's taxonomy places the organism in Eukaryota, Metazoa, Arthropoda, Insecta, Lepidoptera, Papilionidae.